Prunus mume (Japanese apricot) is the source of this 655-nucleotide messenger RNA. RefSeq names its product signaling peptide TAXIMIN 1-like. Lineage: Eukaryota; Viridiplantae; Streptophyta; Magnoliopsida; Rosales; Rosaceae. The record is from RefSeq and is a predicted model, not a curated record.
AUAUUAUAUAUUAUAUACUCCGUCCAGAACAAGGAAACCAAAAGCCAAAGAAGCUGCCUAUAGUUUAUUGUCUUCUACAAUCAACAACUACACAGAAGAAGAAACCAAAGAAGAAGACCAAAGCAAGAAGAAGAAGAAGAAGAAGCUAUGAGCUGCUGUUGCGGAGAUGAUUGCGAAUGCAGGCCUUUGGGGUUUUUAAUUGGCCUGCCCUUUGCCUUCAUCUCUCUUCUCCUCUCCGUUGUGGGUGUGUUCAUCUGGAUUGUUGGGUUGGCGUUGACUUGCAUAUGUCCAUGCUGCUUGUGCGUGACGAUCGUAGUUGAGCUUGCACUGGGGUUGAUCAAGGCUCCCUUUUCGGUCAUGAAGUGGUUCACAUCUAAGAUUCCUUGUUAGAUUUCACUAUUUGAUAGUAUUUUUUGUUCAUUGGUUGUUGACCUUCAAAAGGCAUGGGGUCCUUUGGUUCCCCAGCCCAUCUUUGUUCAUUCAUAGUUUCUUUCAAUCUUUCCUCUUUCUAUUCAUUUUUGUUGAAUAUUUAUUCAAUGAAUUUAUGGGGUAAUAUAUCAAAAUUUGUGUUCCAGUUAGAAGCUAUUAUUGGUUUACUAGAUGCAAUUCUGCGCUAUAGUAGAAUUUCACCACAAUGGAUUUUUAUUUUUUAAUA